Molecule: messenger RNA, 532 nt
Organism: Pelobates cultripes (western spadefoot toad)
Lineage: Eukaryota; Metazoa; Chordata; Amphibia; Anura; Pelobatidae
Source: the annotation of a GenBank genome assembly
AUGGCGGACGCACUUGUCUCGGAGACGCAAGGCCAGGCACCACACCAAAUUGACUCACCUGAAACAAGCAGCACUCUCUCAGGCAGUUUUCAACCGCUGGUGGGCUGCCUUGGAGAAGAGGACAAAGCAAGCGACUUCCGAUGUGGUCCCCCAGGCGGAAACAAAACCACGUUGCAAGGUGAGAUCUGAGAAGCCCCUCACGGGCGAAUCGAUGCUGAAGCAGACAGCACACCUCACUCCAUGCCUUCCAGGGACUAAGGCCACCAGGCGACCGACCCCUAAGCAACGAAGGCAAAAACGCAUGCCGUACAGUGACUCCUACAUUCUCCCGGAUGGGAAGGACUUGGCCUACAAAGGGGCCCGAGUUCAUGGCAUCAUGGCGCCAACUCCAACGCAGACCUGGGGCAGGAGAGAAGUGUGGCUAUGCCUUCGUGAACUGCACACCAGUGGAAGCAGCGCAGGGAGAGAUGGAGAAGAGAAGCCCAGAUUGGACUUGGACUCUCGCCUGUGGCCUUCAUGUGGUAUUUGGUGA